This is a messenger RNA of Armigeres subalbatus, 3053 nucleotides long. RefSeq names its product cytohesin-3 (gene step). Lineage: Eukaryota; Metazoa; Arthropoda; Insecta; Diptera; Culicidae. Gene Ontology annotation, molecular function: guanyl-nucleotide exchange factor activity. The record is from RefSeq and is a predicted model, not a curated record. The transcript has 11 exons. Bases 788 to 2929 code for a protein of 713 amino acids. Gene Ontology annotation, biological process: regulation of ARF protein signal transduction.
UUAAAUAAUUCGCGAGAUAGAAGGUCGCACAGGCUAUCGGGGUUCGUGUGAGUCAAGUGUGCGACCGGAUUCUUUUUGCGCGGAAUUUGCUUAGGUCGGGUGCUGAUAACCCCUUUGGCGAGUGCUAAACCGGGAUUUGGUUUGUCACCUGUACGCACGGGUUGCGCAGCGCAACGAAGCAAGUUUCAGUGACUCAUCGUGCUCACAUAUUGUGCCUUAUUGCGGGCUAUGCCUACUUAUCAGUAAAGCGGGAAGUCUCAAUGCUCGCCCACGUGAAUGUCCUGGAUCCAUCAAACUGUAUGUCAAAGCUCAUCAAGGCGGAGUGUGUGCAUUAUACCGAAGAAAAGCAGAAGAUGAUUGAAGAAAUGAAAAAAUACGCCUAGUGGAAAUUCAUCAAACGUAGAUGUCUGUUGAUGAAUAUUGUUCACUUUAGAUUUCAGUGUGUCAGUUAAUAUAUUGAUACGGACGGAUUAUAAUGAGUGCAUGCGAAACCGUAACAAAACGAAACCAAAUUUAUAAUGGUCGAAUAGCAGUCCCAGAAAAAAUAUUUGAUGAAGAAUCCCAUAAAUGUGUGUUACUCGUCUGAAGAAUAUUCGUUUGCCGAACAUAGCAACAGCAAGUGUAAGCAUACCGAGAUGUGAACUGAUCGUGAAUCCCGCAGUGUGAUUGAAAUUAUUGUGAUAUAUCAGUGUUUAAAAGUCCCGAAAAUAAACAAAUAUUUCCGUUGUUACGAGUCGCUCAGCGGUGGCAAUUAAUUAAACAAGAAGGAAAAACAGAAGCCUGAAAAAUGUUUUUCUCAUCGAACGUGGAUGCAAAAAAGACGAACUGGUUUUCGUCACUUCGGCGUCAACCAAAGCCCAAGAAGACAGCGCUGGUCGCUGAAAAGUUAACCCAGAAGAGUUGUGUAGAUUUGACGUCCAGUAGUCUGUAUAGUGGUGGCGACAACUCUAGUCAGUCGCCAGAAGCGGUCGACGACAGUGCAACAACAGAUGACCCGUUGCGCAAUCCUGCUGCGGAAAGAUAUAUCUGCACGUGUGAGUGGGUAAAAGUAACACCAUCGCCUUCGUUCUCUUCCGAUUCACCCGAAUCUGCCUCGAGUCUUACCUCAGCCACAACGGCCACAAUUAGCACCACAGUGUCGAGAAGUCUGCGGGAGAACAAAUAUCACCAACUUCCAACCGCCUCUUCGGAAAAUAAUCUCACAAGUGAUAGCGCUAACGAUCUCAAGGAUAUUGCCCUGUCAGCGUUGAAUAAUACCAGCAGCUUGAGAAGAAGACCGAAGCGGAAGGAGCAAGUCUAUACCUCAACUACCGUAACCACUGUGACAAAAACGACGGUGUUAAACAAACAGAAAACCUACCGCGUGGGCUUAAUCUUCAGCGACAAUGGAGAACUGUUGAAUAGCAGUCUUGACCUACGGCAACUGCUCGAGGAAAGCAAGCUGGCAGAGCUCGCUUCCAGCGAGAGCAGUGGCACCAUCAAGGAGGAAGAAGUUAAUAAUAACAGGCGGAAGGAUUCAGCCUGCCAGCGACAGUUCAGUAUUCUGGACGAUAGUAAUUUUGACUUCAUCGACGACAGUGCUGACUUGUUCAACCGUAAUUACUCGGGCAACAAUGUGGCCGUCCACGCCAAUUCGGCAAGCUCAACGCCAAAAGUCCUUAGGAAAUGUAAUAACUGCAAAAACAAAUCUAAUCUAGUCUACAAGAGAAGUAUUAGCUCGCCGCAUCGUAAGAAGCAAAUAAACGAUGAGUUGAAUGAAGUGGAGUCGGAGAUGAGAGCGCAUGAGAACAAAGAGGAGAACAAACAUUCCAACAAAGAUAAGCAGAUGGCAUUAGGACGUAAGAAAUUCAACAUGGACCCAAAGAAAGGCAUAGAAUUUUUAUAUGAAAACCAGCUUCUAAGGACGGACCCGCAGGACGUAGCUCAAUUUUUGUAUAAAGGAGAGGGCUUAAAUAAAACAGCUAUAGGCGAUUACCUAGGCGAGAAAAAUGACUUCAACGAGCAGGUGCUGAAGGCAUUCGUAGAUCUGCAUGACUUUACCAACCUUAUUCUAGUUCAAGCUUUAAGACAAUUCCUCUGGUCAUUCAGGCUGCCUGGUGAAGCGCAGAAGAUCGACCGCAUGAUGGAAUGCUUCGCACAGCGGUACUGCCAGCUCAAUCCGGACAUCUUCACAAACACUGAUACAUGCUAUGUGCUUAGUUUCGCAAUCAUUAUGCUGAACACGUCGUUGCAUAAUCCAUCGGUGAAAGAAAAACCAACCGUUGAGCAAUUCAUAUCGAUGAAUAGGGGCAUCAACAAUGGAGGAGAUUUACCGAGAGAAUUACUGGAGUCUCUGUAUGAAUCUAUACGGACAGAGCCAUUCAAGAUACCGCAGGACGAUGGCAACGACCUGAUGCACACAUUCUUCAACCCUGAUAAAGAGGGAUGGCUUUGGAAGCAAGGUGGACGAUACAAAUCGUGGAAGCGAAGAUGGUUCAUUCUGAAUGACAACUGUUUGUACUACUUCGAGUACACCACCGAUAAGGAACCAAGAGGAAUUAUUCCACUCGAAAACAUUGCGGUGCGCGAAGUGCAAGACCGCAGCAAACAAUUCUGCUUCGAGCUGCACGCCAGCGGAGGCGCGGAAAUCAUCAAAGCGUGCAAAACCGACUCGGAAGGUAAGGUGGUCGAGGGUAAGCAUACGGUCUAUCGAAUGUCGGCCGCCAACGAAGAGGAACAGCAGGAAUGGAUCAAGUGUCUGAACCAGUCCAUCAGCCACAACCCGUUUCACGACAUUCUAGUACAAAGGAAGAAGAAGGCCCUCGCAAAAAGAAUAUUAAUUCUCAUCUUCAAUUGGUUCACCUGCUUUGGCUUCGAGUACGAGAGGGAUUCUGACGGUGACGAAGAUUGCAGGAAGAGUUUGACCGAAUGUCAAAUUUCACCCAGUUGAGGUGGAUGGCGUGGUUUAGCCCACCUGUGAAGCACAACACGGCACAGUUUCCUGACAUUUCAGAUUAUUCCAGUUUGAACAGAUCCUAAUAUCGCCAUCAAACGUAGUUAAUUACAUUAUGUUC